AUGCCAAAAGUAAAAGUUAACACUACACGGAAAGGCGAAGAAUUCGAAGAGAAGAUAUAUAAUAUCUUAUUAGAAGCUGGCUUUGAGGUGGAAUGGCGUGUAUGUAGCCUUCGUGAUAUCGAAACAGUGAAAGAAAUUGAGCAAAUUAAUAAGGAACAAAUCGAGAAACUCUGCAUUCAAUUUGCAAAAGCGCAAAGCGAAGGAACUUAUGUGACAGAUGUGAUCGUUCCUUUACUCCUAGUAUCAUUAAAAAAACUCCCAAUAAGGAAUACCGCCUUUCUUAGCACAGGAGAACGUCAAAACCAAACUAGUGCCGAUAGAAAAGGAGAGGGAAAACAGUGUAAACGACCUGAUAUGAUGUUUAUAGAAGAACGUAAAGAUGAAGAAGAAGUAAAGCUAUGGCGGGAGAUGAGCGAUGGGCUUUAUUGGGUUUAUAGUGGAUCCAGGCCUGAUAAAAAUGAGUUUGGGAUUGCCGGGGAACAAAUAGCUGGAGAUAUGUUUAUUUCAAUAUUAUUAUCAAAGACAUGGAUGAUAUACACCAUACGCCCAACUGAGAGUGAAGAUCUAGAUCUCAAAGACUUAAAAGGCGAAGUUCAACAUGAACCUGGAUAUAACGAAUUUCGACUAUAA
Molecule: messenger RNA, 630 nt
Organism: Paraglomus occultum
Lineage: Eukaryota; Fungi; Glomeromycota; Glomeromycetes; Paraglomerales; Paraglomeraceae
Source: the annotation of a GenBank genome assembly